Molecule: messenger RNA, 1860 nt
Organism: Penicillium olsonii
Lineage: Eukaryota; Fungi; Ascomycota; Eurotiomycetes; Eurotiales; Aspergillaceae
Source: the annotation of a GenBank genome assembly
AUGGCUUGGCGGCGUCCUUACAGCGAGCGCCCUGCUUCUUCUCUUGGGGGAAAUGAACGUCAAGCCAAACAUCCGACAACAGCUGGAGGUGUUUAUAUUAGCGAAAAGGGUGGUAAUGAUGCGCCAGCGACAUACCAAGACGCCUCUGGCGCUCCAAUUGAGAGCGAAUCUCCGCUCGGAUACUCUGUCGGUCCUGUCACAAUUACUCUCUUGAACAUCACCAUGAUGAUUGGUGCUGCAUCCUCCAUUCUGUCUGGUACCGGGUCUGUCGGAGUCAGUUUGGUCUACUGGACCCUUGGUUACUUGAUCUGUCUUGCAUCUGGUGCAGUAUAUCUGGAAUACACUGCAUAUUUCCCCAGCCGAUCGGGCUCGGAGGUGGUGUUCCUCGAACAGGCCUAUCCCAAUCCGAAAUGGCUAUUCCCUACCACUUUCGCAGUCCAAAGUGUCAUUCUCUCGUUCGGAAGUGCCAAUGCCACCGGUAAAUCUUCCCUUGUGUAUUGUAUUGGUUCUAGUGUUAAUCAGCUCCAUAUGACAGUCAUGGCCAAAUACCUGAUUGCCAUUUCCGGUCAUGAGGGCACGAAUUGGCAAAUCAAAGGAACUGCCCUGGCUUGUUAUACUCUAGCAACUUUGACUUUGGUUUUCAACACCAAAUACGCCUAUUGGUUCUCGAACGCCGUUGGGGUGGUCAAGAUCUGCACCCUCCUUUUCGUUAUUGUGACCGGCUUUGUUGUUUUGGGAGGCAACACCAGGGUUGAGAACCCCAAGCUCAACUUCCAAGAUGUUUGGUCAGGCAGUUCGAAUGCUUCGGCGUACGGCUUCACGACGGCUUUAUAUCGUAUCAUCUUUUCCUAUGGAGGGUACAACAACGCCUUCAACGUUGCUAACGAGGUCAAGAAUCCCGUGAGAUCGCUGAAAAUCUACGCCACAACUGCUCUUACUGUGGUUUAUGUGCUAUACAUGUUCGCGAACAUUGCCUUUUUUGCGGCCAUUCCGCAAGAGGAGAUUAAGGGAUCCGACCUUACAACAGCGGGUCUCUUUUUCGAAAAGGUUUUCGGCAACAGCGGUGCCAUUCGUGGCCUUAACUUCCUCAUCGCCUUGGCCUCUUUUGGAAACAUGAUCGCCGUUAUUAUUGGAAUAUCGCGUCGCAUUAGAGAAUGCGGUCGACAGGGCGUCCUACCUUGGACCACCUUUUGGGUCUCAACUAAGCCUUUCGGCACAACCUUAGGUCCAUAUGCUGUCAUUUGGGCUCUGACCUCGCUGAUGAUUCUUGCAAUCCCGGCAGGGGAUGCUUUCACUUUCAUGAAUGAUCUAAACAUCAUCCCGAACGCUGGGUUCAAUCUGGCAAUGGCUCUAGGUAUUUACAUCAUUCGCUGGCGUCGCAAGCAGGCGAAUCUCCCAGAGCCCGAAUUCAAAGCCUGGCAUAUUGUGAUCUUGUUCAACGUUCUGAUACAGCUGUACCUCCUUGUGAUGCCUUGGUAUCCUCCCAGUGGUGGCCAGUACGCGGGCGACGUGAGCUUUUGGUAUGCGACGUCUGCUGUGACGGGUAUUGCAAUCCUACUUGCGUGUGGUACCUAUUAUUGGUUCUGGGCCUUCCUCAUUCCCAAGUGGAAGGGGUAUAAGCUACGACAGGAACUCAUCCACCUGGACGGCGGAGCUCAAAGUAAUCAGCUCAGGAAAGUUCCGAUCGCCGAUCUGGAAGAAUGGGAUGCAACUCAUGAUGAGACCGGAUGCAGAAUCGACUCUUCGAUCGAGGAGAUUCAAGUCGACGCCAAGUUUGAUGGGAGUUCGACGGACAGCAACAGAGGUUACGACCAGAAAGACAAGAAGAGCCCGGAUACCAUCUCGGAUGCAUUGGUGUAA